Drosophila rhopaloa is the source of this 2734-nucleotide messenger RNA. RefSeq names its product NFX1-type zinc finger-containing protein 1. Gene Ontology annotation, molecular function: helicase activity. The record is from RefSeq and is a predicted model, not a curated record. The coding region runs from base 2 to 2734 and encodes 910 amino acids. Lineage: Eukaryota; Metazoa; Arthropoda; Insecta; Diptera; Drosophilidae. The transcript has 5 exons. Gene Ontology annotation, biological process: regulatory ncRNA-mediated heterochromatin formation. Gene Ontology annotation, cellular component: nuclear RNA-directed RNA polymerase complex.
UAUGUCAGGAUCUGAUGAAGAUUGGUUUAACCAGGAUGAGGAGGAACUGGUGCAAAGCUUGGAGCAAAAGGUGAAGUUCCAGGAGCGGGAGAAUAAAGAGGAGCACAUAGAAUGCCGAGCGCCCGAGGUGGGGGAUUACUUAAAGCAACUGAACUUGGAGGCCUUUUCUACAGAUGGGAAAAAGGAUGAAAAAUCCUCCGGGCGGUUCUCCCUGACCGAGUUAACCAAGGCUAUGAAAAUGCCGCCCGUCGACAUGUUCCUUUACUUCCUAUCCGAGGAACGAGAUCUAUUCGUCAAUCAACUGGGGGCCAAUGAUAGCGUGAAGCGUGUCAGCCUGUUUGUGGAUGUCGUGAAAUCGCUCUGUCAACUCGAGUUGGGCGGAUUUGACGAAAAGUUCCUGUCCGCAUUUAGCCGACAGUCGGUGCUCCUAGACAAGAUCCGGAAUCUUCUCAUGGCCAAGGCUUCUGUGGGUAAAUGCGACGAGGAUUCGGCUCUGAUAUUAAGGAACAUAAAGUGGCUGCUGCUACGUGCCCAUAAGCUUGGAGUUUUGGACAAGCAGGGCUACGAAUUGGUAGAAUUGUACAAAAAGCUGGCACGUUCCUUUAAAUCGGACUUUAUUGAAGGUCUGGAAGCAUUUAGCGGCAAACAUUCCCAUAAUGUCAAAGGGCAAAUCUACCCAUCGCUAAACCAGUUCCUGGGAAAAGAAGGGGUUAUGGAAAUUCCUGACCAAGAACCUCCUCAGUCUAACGAAGUAGUCCAAUAUUUGAACAGACAGCGGCAUUUACUGGUCGAAGAUUUUUCUACCCCAUUAAUCGAGUUUGUACAGCAGCUGCGCGCUGAAAAAGAUCUACAGGAUCUGGAGCAGCAGAAUCUGUUGUGGUCCAGUGCCUAUCUGACCUUAAAUCCCCAGUUUGCCGAGGCUCAGCGACACAGCCUGGUUUUCCUUAAAAUCGAAUCUACCGAAAGUUCAAGGAAUGGUACUAAGAAUGGACUGGACAACAUAAAAUCAGGGGCAUUACUCUGUUUAACAACAACUCUGGCUUUCAAUGAUAUUAUUCUGGCUUCCGUUGGCUACACAGAGCCCGAAAAACUAAAAGAGGGCUGUCUAAGUGUCCAGAUUGUCAAGCAGUAUAACAUUGGCAACAUUUACGAUCGACAACUGUUUAUGUUUCAGACGCCCGUAUUUUUCGAACCAUAUCUAAGGGUUCACAAUUAUCUGAGCACCUGCAGCACGGAGCAGUUUCCCAUGCGUCGCUAUAUUGUAGAUGGAGAGUUUGAAAUACGACCACCUUCGUAUAUUAAACCAGGACUCAAGCUGAGUCUUAAUGGCAAACCCUUUACGCUGGACAAACCGCCAACAAAUCUUUCUUUCAAUGAAAGCCAGAGCACAGCUUUUAAGGAAGCCCUUAGCAGAGAAUUCAGCAUCAUACAGGGACCUCCAGGCACGGGCAAAACGUAUCUCUCAGUCGAGUUGGUUAACAGUUUGAUACAGAACGCCAAAGUUUUGGGCACGGGUCCCAUCAUUGUGCUGACCUAUACCAACGAUUCGCUGGACAAAUUCCUGGUAAAGGUGUCGCAAUACACCAAGGAAAUACUUCGUUUUGGCUGGCAGGCGCGAGACCCGCAAAUAGCCAAGUUUAAUGCGCAUGCCAUGAUCAAUCCGGAUUUGGUGCCGCCUCGCUUGAAGCGAAUUUGGUGGCUGGUAAACUGCGAAUACAAGGAGAAGUUCCAGUUACUGCAAAGCCUGUACUCCAACUUCGAUGGCAGCGAGGACAGCUACCAGCAGACACUGUUGGCCCAGGAGCAGUUGCACCAGGUGGCCGAGAGGAUCGACACAUUGCGCAUGAUUUUCCAGUUCUUUCUGGCAAAGGACAAGGAUCUGCUGGCCAUGACCACCACGUGUGCUGCUCGCUUAAACUUUCUCUUCCGGCUGCUAAAAUCAAAGUGCGUAGUCUUCGAGGAGGCGGCCGAAAUUCAGGAGGCACACAUCCUGGCCUGUCUUACGCCGCACACGGAGCACGUUAUCUUCGUCGGCGAUCACAAGCAACUGCAACCCUUUACCGGAAGUAGUCAGGUGCCACAAAUCUCCCUCUUUGAACGCCUCAUCGUGGCGGGUAUGCCGUACUCCCUGCUCAAUUACCAGUAUCGCAUGCGUCCCUGCAUUUUAGAGCUCCUGGUACCAAGCAUUUAUGCCGAACUGAUUUGUUCAGAGUCAGUGAAGGAAUACGAAGACAUCCGUCGCAUGGAACAUAAUUUAUUCUUAGUGCAGCACAACCAACCGGAGAAGCGGUCCACGGACAUGUCCUUUCAAAAUCCCUACGAAGCAGAAAUACUGGUAAAAUUAGUGGAAUUCCUUAUCGAGAAGGCUAAAUAUCAGCAUGGUGAUAUUGUGAUACUAUCACCGUACAAUGCGCAAAUAGAGUGCAUUAAGAAAUCGCUUCCCCGCAAAUAUCGGUCAAGUGUCCAGGUGGCCAGUGUAGAUAGUUUUCAGGGUUUGGAGGCCAACAUAGUGCUUCUCUCUCUGGUCCGCAGCAAUCCGUCCGGCCAAAUUGGCUUUUUGAGACUUCCGAAUCGAGUCUGUGUGGCUCUUUCUCGGGCCCGAUGGGCUCUUUAUAUUAUCGGUAAUAUAGAGAAUUUGCAGAAAUCCUACCCAAAGCUUUGGGGUCCCAUUGCCAAACGUUUGAAGGAUAAUAAUGCCAUUGGAGAGGCUUUCCCCAUGUUACUGAAUAAUUAA